This is a messenger RNA of Penicillium concentricum, 396 nucleotides long. Its product is annotated as Aminoglycoside phosphotransferase. The record is from RefSeq and is a predicted model, not a curated record. The coding region runs from base 1 to 396 and encodes 131 amino acids. The transcript is spliced from 2 exons. NCBI's taxonomy places the organism in Eukaryota, Fungi, Ascomycota, Eurotiomycetes, Eurotiales, Aspergillaceae.
AUGCAAAUUGCUGGAAUGGUAGACUGGGAGUUCACAUAUGCUGCACCAGUUGAGUUCUCUUAUGCGCCGCCUUGGUGGCUGCUUAUCGAAAACCCCAAGCUCUGGCCAAAUGGCAUAGAUGACUGGGAGAAAAUCGUGUAUGCAGCGUUGAAUGGCCUUGCAUUUGACGCAAUCUACUGGGAGAAAAUCGAUCCGUUUUUCUUCGAGGCUGCUCAAAGGCCCGAGACAGCUUGGAAGGAGAGGCUCAGCCUACUAGGUGAAAAGGACAUAGAGGAGAUGGAGAAACUGGUUGUUCGGAAGCUGGAAGAGAUGAAAACCAGGAUUCUGAAGUGGGACCCGGAUGAGUAUACUGUUGAAGCAAUAGCGAAAGCGGCUGAAGUGGAUGGCGCCCAAUAG